Molecule: messenger RNA, 2374 nt
Organism: Cinara cedri
Lineage: Eukaryota; Metazoa; Arthropoda; Insecta; Hemiptera; Aphididae
Source: the annotation of a GenBank genome assembly
AUGGGACAUGUGAUGGCAAACUGUUAUAAAAUAAAAAAUAGGAGUAGACAAUUAAAUGGGAAUAAUAAUGGAAAUAAUGGGAGCGGUCCGUCAGGAACAGGGUUAAUAACAGUAAAUGAAUAUCAAGCACAGGUAUUAACAAUAGUAGAAAUAGAAGAUGAUUGCGUGACUUGUAAAGUUCCAUUCUUAAAACAUGAUAUAGGUAGAUUUUUGGUAGAUAGUGGUGCAGAUUUGAAUUUAAUUAAGUUUUCAAAAUUAAAAGGAGAGGUAAGAAUAUUUCCAAGCAAAAAAGUAAGGUUACGGGGAAUAAAUUCUACACCGGUAUUAACACUAGGGCAGACAACGUUAAGUUUAGAAACAAAUGGCAAAAUAUUAACGUCAUUAUUUGAAAUAGUAUCAGAUGAAUUUCUGAUUCAUACGGAUGGGAUAAUAGGAAAGAAAUUACUAAAAGAUUAUAAAAUGUGCAUUGACUUAGAAAAUGAUGUAUUAAUAGUGCCGGAUAAUCGAAUUAGUAUUCCACCACAAACUCAAACAAUAGUACCUAUAUGGGUAGAUAAACCAAUACAAUGUAAAUGUUUAAUGAUACAAGGUAGACACGUUACUACGGACGUGUUAAUGGGUAGUGUUAUAGGCAGUAUAGAAACCGAAAGUGUGAAAGGAAUAAUAUUAAAUAACUCUGAUAAAUGGCAGGAAAUAGAUGAAUUAAAAUUAAGUGAGUUAGAUUACGAGGAAUAUGAAGAUUGUGAACAAAUAUUAGUUUGCAAUAACGAAAAUAAUAGGAUUGAUUUAUUAUUGGACGUAUUAAGAGUAGAUCAUUUAAAUGCAGAAGAAAAAGAAUCUAUAUACGAAAUUUGUUUUAAAUACGCAGAUUUAUUUUUUUUGGAGGGUGAUAAGUUGUCAACGACAAAAUCAAUUAAACAUACAAUACCAGUUCCAGAGGGAAUUGCGUCGAUAAAUGUAAAACCUUAUAGGUUGCCCAGGAUGCAAAAAGAAGAAAUAGAGAAGCAAAUAAAAGAGUUGGAAGACAGUAAAAUUAUUGUAAAAAGUAGUUCCGCAUGGAAUGCGCCGUUAUUAGUGGUACCAAAAAAAGAUGAUGCAUCUGGAAUUAAAAAAUAUAGAGUAUGCGUAGAUUUUAGAAAAUUAAACGAAGUAACAGUAGGGAAUGUAUUUCCAUUACCUCAGAUAACAGAAAUUUUAGAUGAACUAGGGAAAUGUAAGUAUUUUACGACAAUCGAUCUAGCAUCAGGCUAUCAUCAAAUCGAAUUAGACGAAAAAGACACAGAAAAAACAGGAUUUUCAACAGGAGUAAAUCAUUAUAAAUUUCUAAGAUUACCAUUUGGAUUAAAAGGAGGACCUAGUACUUUUCAAAGGUUAAUGAAUAAUGUAUUAACGAGAUUACAAGGGGUANCUACUCUUAAUCUGAUCAAAGUGGUGGACCAAAUAAGCAUAAAACAAAACAAUAAAUAAUAAACAACACGCAGUGGCCGUCUUAUUUGACAACAGAAAAACUUUCACUCUAAGGAACCAUGUGUAACAAAAGGAUAAUAAUCUGUGGCUAGUUCAAUGGCUACACAAACUAUUUAUACCAAUCAAUAUCAUAAAAUUAUCAGAAUUGUUUAAAAAUAAAUGCCUCAUCAUGGUUUCCAUUGUGUAAUCGACGUGUGCGUGUCAACAAUAUUCGCGUUUGAUGAUCGUAGUGCUCUGGAAUCAAUGUAUUUCUUGUAUUGCGUGCAUCGCAUUGCGAUUUUAUUCUGAACGAAUUUAAAUUAUAUUUGUAUAAAUUAAUUUAUUCAAUCGAAAAAUAUCGAAAAUGACGAAAUCUAGAUUCACUACAACUGACCAUGAGCUGUUAUUUUAAAAAGUGAGGAAAACUAGUGUGUUAUACAAAAUCCGCAACGACAGUCGCAGUUUGAAAACCGUACCAUGAGCCACGUCUCUCGGGCAGACGCUAAAUCAUAAACGAUACUUUUUAGAGUGGGCUCUUGAUCAACAAAUGCUACGACCCAAAAUUUCAUUAGGAAUAAAUAUUCGCUUUACUGGAAAUAGCGCAAUAACCAUAUCAUAUUAAAUGAGUAUAUAAAGAACAUGUAACAAUAGAAGUAGAACCCUCAGAAUUCAAAUCAUUUCACAAAUCUAUNAGAUUUAUUUUUCACUAAUUUUUUUUUAUUUCUUGUAGCAUUCAAUUUCUUUGCAAUUCGAUCAUUCUCUGUAACCAUAAACAAAUAUAUUAAUAAGAACUCAAAAACAUAUUUAAGAGAGGCAAUCACAACUUAAUUGCCCAGUUUUUACUUGUAAAUGUGUUUAAAUGAAAAAAAAUUAAAAAUGAUCGUGUUAAAGGAUUAUUCAAAAGUAGUGCUAGAUUUAAAUUGUUUCA